AUGAAAAAUCUAAUCAUCUUUUUCAUUCUUCUUAGUAGAUGCAUCGGACAGAUAGUAGACGAAAAAGAAACUCUCGUUCUCACGAACGAACUGAACAACAAAAUCCUCGCAAUACAUUGUAAAUCCAAGGACGACGACCUUGGUGACCAUUAUUUGGCCGUCGGCCAAAGCCAAGAAUAUAAAUUCAGGGAUAAUCUUUGGCACACGACGCUCUUCUGGUGUCAUAUGGGGCAAGGACCUGAUUAUAAGAUUCAACAAGUGUUUGAGGCAUACAGAUCUACGUGGACUAAGUAUGUGGGAUACACCUAUUGGAUAGGAAGAGAGGAUGGAAUCUACUUUAGACAAGACCCCCAUGGUUUACCUUUGGUGAAAAGAUAUGAUUGGAAUCUUACGGCCUAUUAA
Brassica oleracea var. oleracea is the source of this 402-nucleotide messenger RNA. RefSeq names its product pumilio homolog 15-like. NCBI's taxonomy places the organism in Eukaryota, Viridiplantae, Streptophyta, Magnoliopsida, Brassicales, Brassicaceae. Bases 1 to 402 code for a protein of 133 amino acids. The transcript has a single exon. The record is from RefSeq and is a predicted model, not a curated record.